Xenopus laevis (African clawed frog) is the source of this 1880-nucleotide messenger RNA. RefSeq names its product provisional ortholog of predicted gene 15246 S homeolog. The transcript is spliced from 8 exons. NCBI's taxonomy places the organism in Eukaryota, Metazoa, Chordata, Amphibia, Anura, Pipidae. The record is from RefSeq and is a predicted model, not a curated record. Gene Ontology annotation, biological process: protein localization to heterochromatin; negative regulation of DNA-templated transcription; negative regulation of gene expression, epigenetic. Gene Ontology annotation, cellular component: nucleoplasm. Bases 257 to 1624 code for a protein of 455 amino acids.
CGAGAUGUGAUUUGUGACGUCGGGAUUAGAGUCGAGCUGGAGGCAAGGAGCUGGAUAGAGGCAAGGAGCUGGAUAGAGGCAUUGCGGGACGUUUAAGAAGCGAUUCAAAACCGCGGGCUGAAUUAAGAAAAUCGGAACUGUCCCGCGAAAAGUGGCACUGUUAGGCGGUAUGGUGGGUGAAGACCGCAGGGACACUUUAUAAAGCGGAUAUUUAUAAUUUCUGCAGUUCGUGAUAAAGCAUUACAUUUCCAAUGAGAUGUAUCAGCGAGGAGGAGACAGAGGAUGGCAUCGAGGUCAUGACAACAGUUAUCACCAUGCACGGGAUGUUUACCCAUCUCCUGCGCUGAGGAGUCCAUGUUCAAGGCCAUACAGAGGAAGUCACCCCAGACAUAGGUGGGUCACAUUCAUGUUUAGCACAAAUAAGCCAAAAUUCUGGGAAUACCAGAUUCAUUUUUGUUUUUGCAGGGAACAUGGGAAUUAUGGCUCUGAAGGAUACCAUGAUUAUCAUGAUAAUUCAUUUCAUGAAAGAAACUAUGGAGAUGGCCAGUAUAUGGAGUAUGAAGAACCUCCAUAUCCCAGUGAAGACCAGUCCUAUCAGGAGUAUAGGGACUCUGGAUACAGUAGGGGUGGACAUCAUGAUGGUGGGUACAAUAAGGGGUCAUACUACAGAGGUGGCUACAGGGGUGGAGACCGAGGCCACUAUCGCGGCAAACACCCAGACACGUACCAGAAAAAGUACAGCGCCAAAUAUGCCAAAGUUUACAGCAAAGAGCAUGGGAAAUCAAAACCUUCCACUACCAAACCUGUACCAAAAGCGGUCCAGAAUCGAAAUAUUGUGGUGCUAGUAUCUGGGCAGGAUGAAGGUGAAAGCAAUGUUCCAUCAAAAACAAAAACUGGUGCAGAAGAGACGCUAAAACCUAAUGAGGAUACCAAAACCGAUGGCAAAUUGAAAGACUGUGUAGUCCCAGCAACUGAAGUGAAUCAAGAGUGCCCAGAGGAAAUAGCAAUUGCACCUGCUGCUGAAAUCAAAACAGAGAUAACUGAAGAACUCAAAGAGGAGAACUUUCCUGAAGCUGAAAUUCAAAAGGAAGAAGCACUGACUAGAACUGUGAAGAAAGAGGACUCUGAUGAUGGAGAACAGAGCUUUAACAACAAAAAAAGGGAGGGAGAGACCAGCACGGGAAAGAGAUUGUGUAGUGAAAGAAUUCCCGAAAUGUGCCACAAUGAAGGGGAGAUGCAGAUUCCUUUGCUGGACGCCUGGAAUGAUGUCUCCCCACCCUCACCAGUAACUCCUAGUGUUAGUGAUCAAGGUGGAGCAGGCUCUGAAACAGGACGGGAGCAGUCUGAAACUGCUCUGGCGCUACGCACAGCCUUUAUCUUAACCAAAAAGGAAGAGCUUGAGAUGGCAUAUGCUCAAGACUGCAGAACGUUUGCUUUUGUGGCAGACACACUGCUGAAAAAAAAUCCAUCCAUUGAGGCUGCUGUAGCCAGUGCUCUUCGUUCUAGUCUGUAUGACCUAGCUGGUCGUUGUGUGCAUGAAUUGACCAGCUAUAUAGACAGCUAUGAUAGAGAAAGCAAUGUCAUUUUCAAUACUGAAAAAAAAGAACAGGACCCUGAAGGCUGAUGGAUGCCUGUUUGCAAUUUUCUAUCUGGAAAGAACUUAAAGAUUUUUUUACAUCAUUUGGGAUGCAGACUCUGAUAUUUCUUGUAUAUAUUUGUUUUUUUUUUGUUUAAAAAAGAAAAUCUGACCUCCAAGUCAUUCCACACAACCAAGUGCCUUUUUAAUCAUAUUUUUCUUUUCUCUUCAUCCACUGCAUCAGGUGCCAAAAAGCUGUCUUGGAUCAGCCAGCAAAAUAAAAAAAAAAGUGGCUUUCAUAAUA